This is a messenger RNA of Suillus subalutaceus, 1373 nucleotides long. RefSeq lists its product as uncharacterized. The transcript has 3 exons. The coding region runs from base 395 to 1267 and encodes 290 amino acids. The record is from RefSeq and is a predicted model, not a curated record. NCBI's taxonomy places the organism in Eukaryota, Fungi, Basidiomycota, Agaricomycetes, Boletales, Suillaceae.
AUGCACCGCCUCCACGCAAGUCCGACUGAAAAUACAGUCAGUUUCCAUCAUGCAGUACACUUUCGGACAAACUCAUCGAUCCCGUUAUCGAUACUGCCAAAACCGACAACGUUCUAGAAUCUAUGUUUGUCUAGGGCUAUGGGGAGACCAUGUGACUAUUGAACAUGCGCCAUCAUAGUAUGCACGGGUCUUGGUUUGUGGGUAUGUGUCAAGCUUUGUCACGGUCCCUUGCCUCAGGCACAUACUACUAGCGUGGGUCCUAGUUUGUUUCUUUAUACCAGUCUUGCCAGAUUCAAAAUCCGUUCUGAAAUUCAAGUGGUCCUCUACACUGCAUCAGGGUAGAUCAACGUCUGAUAGAAUCACAUUCGAGGACAAGUAUCAGUACAUUAUCAUCAUGAUCGCCGCCUCCCCGGAAGUCUGCCCAUCUGGUUCAUACGAACCAACCACUGCGGACAUUCUCACAGUCAAAAAAUACUUCAAGUUAUUUUCCAUCCCACUUCCAGAUGAACUCAUCGAUGACAUCAUCGAUGCUGCCUCCUAUUGGGCACACACAUCUCUAGCAAUCAAUGGUCAUAUUGUUGCCUAUGCCAACAGAGACUCGGACAAGAUGUACAUGCGUACAUUACCUCUUGCAGUGUAUGGCACAGAAGGAGACUUCCUACUCGACAAAGAAAAUUUACAGGGAGAAGGGUUUGUCCUGGGCGGGCUACCUCCAACUGAGCUGGAGUGGGCAGCGCCUAGACGUGCCAAACCUUUUCGCAAGAUCGAGUUUCAGCUAUGGAGUCAUGACCAGGGCUGGGGCGGUGAACGUGGUUGUCAAGGAACGUACAAUAGCGCUUACUCCUGGUUCGAUGCCAGUGUGGAGAGACUUCACUCCACUUCCUAUUUCACAGGAAGCAUCGAGUGGCCCUCUUCAUUCCUCUUCACCGCAGUCGAUGCCCCAGAUAUGCCAGACGACAUCACAUCUAUUCAAAAAGAUGUCAAACGACCAUUCAUACCUUCUCCUUCCACUCUCCAGAAAAAUAUUGUUGCGGAAAAUCGAACGACACACCAUAUCAUCACUUGGACGGACCUUGACGAUGUCAAAGAAGGUUCACCUGAAGCGAUUGCAGCUGAAAAUAGGGGACAGGGAUGGAAAUCAUACGAUGGUAGCUUUGUACGUGACUUGCAGGUCGGUGACUGCAUUACUUUGUGGAUGAGGGCUCGCUUCCCAGGCUGGAGCAACAAUGUUGUGAAGGCGAAGAUAACAGCAUUUUGGGCAGUAUAGGCUGAUCUACUAGUUGGUGUCAAAAAUGUGGAAAAACCACUUCUUAUAUUAUGUACAUCUGUAUGGCAUCCGAUGCGUAGAGAUUUCAAUCAAGGCUUUCAAGAUA